Pseudocercospora fijiensis CIRAD86 is the source of this 1536-nucleotide messenger RNA. RefSeq lists its product as uncharacterized. Gene Ontology annotation, molecular function: microtubule binding; GTP binding; GTPase activity. Lineage: Eukaryota; Fungi; Ascomycota; Dothideomycetes; Mycosphaerellales; Mycosphaerellaceae. The transcript is spliced from 6 exons. Bases 1 to 1536 code for a protein of 511 amino acids. Gene Ontology annotation, cellular component: cytoplasm; membrane; microtubule. The record is from RefSeq and is a predicted model, not a curated record.
AUGUCUUUUGACAAGCACCAACCCUACCAACGAAGGUACACGCUCAACCACAGCGACUUCAAGUCUGGCUAUGGCGAAUGUCUGCAAAACGUUCCAAGUCUCUGCCCAAGAGGUGCGCGCAUAAAAGACGACACAUUUGUAUCAACCGACUUCUGGCACGAACCCCCAACUUCACGCAUCGCUCCACCUCCAGUCUGCCAUCCGUCGUUCCCAGCAGGGCCCGAUGCGAUGACUGAAAUCAAGGUCGAGCACGGUGCACAGCAGCAGGCACAAGCUGCUAUGGCCAUACGAGAACAAUCUCCUAUCAGCAUCGUCUCUUCGGUGGCACCUUCUCCUGCUGCAGACGCAGCGACUCAGGCCGAGACCGCUGCCACCACUCCCGAUGGAGACGUGGAGAUGACAAAUGGCAUACCAGCAAAAGGCGCCCUCGAAAGUGUCGGUAGUCGAAGCCGCGAUCUCAUUCAAGUCAUCCAGCGUCUCUCUUUGCUCGGAAUUAACGCAACACUACCAUCACUGCCCAAGUUCGUGGUUGUCGGGGAUCAGUCUGCUGGCAAAAGCUCAAUCAUCGAGGCAACAUGCGACAUCACAUUGCCUCGCAGCGAAGGCACUUGCACCAAAUGCCCGUUUCAAAUCACAACUACGGCACAGCAAGACCAAGCAGAGCCCUGGAAGUGUACCGUCAGUAUUCUUCGCAAAUACACAUACGGCACCCACUAUGUCGCUGGCAUGCACGGCGCAGAGUUCAACCGUUGGAGGGCGGACGCAGAGACUUCAUGUCUGCUCUUUGCGGUCAUUCAUGACAAGAAUGAGCUCGAGUCAACUCUACGCCGCGCCCAGUUGGCCGUGUUGAACCCAGACAAGGAUUACCACAUGUUCAAAGACCCGGCAACAGCAGCGCCAAUCAAAGAUACUGUUGGAUUCUCCCCGAACGUUAUCAGCCUCAAGAUCGAAGCAGCAAACUUACCAGAACUGUCUUUCUACGAUCUGCCUGGAGCGAUCAACUCCGUACCCGAUGAGUCUGAUGCCCAUCUUGUUAUAUUCAUCGAAAAGCUUCUGGAGAUUUACGUACGCGACGAGAAAGCCCUGAUACUGCUGGCUUGCGCCUCCAACCAAGACGUGGAGACGUCGACUUCGCUUCGGUUUCUCCGUAACUGGUCAGCCACGCGCCGAGCAAUGGGAGUCCUUACAAAGCCGGAUUUGGUGGACUUGACGCCGGCUCGGCUGGCGAACUUCGAGCGUAUCCUUCAAGGAAAGGACUUCGCAUUGGGCCACGGCUGGUUCAUUACACGCCAGCUCUCGCAGAAGCAGCUGAACCAGGCAUCCCACAUUACACAUGACCAAGCUCGGCAACAAGAAGCCGCAUUCUUCGCCGAAGAACCCUGGAGUGCUGGUGGCCUAGCUGCAUAUGCGAAUCGAUUCGGCAUCCCAUAUCUGCAGGACGCAAUCUCUACCCAGCUCACGAAUCACAUCUUAGCUGAGCUUCCCGAGAUCAGAGCCCCACCAGGAUUCGAAAUAGCCUGCCCACGGUCGAUCUGA